AUGGCUACUCAAAAACCCCGAAGGACCCCGGCGGAAAUCGAGGAUAUUAUUCUCCGGAAAAUAUUCCUUGUGUCGCUUGUCGAUUCGAUGGAGAAUGAUUCACGAGUUGUGUACUUGGAGAUGUCAGCAGCGGAGAUUUUGAGUGAGGGAAAAGAGUUGAAACUGUCACGAGAAUUGAUGGAGAGGAUCUUAAUUGAUCGGCUUUCGGGCAAUUUUGUUUCUGCUGAGCCGCCGUUUCAGUAUUUAGUUAAUUGUUAUCGUCGUGCGUAUGAGGAGGGGAAGAAAAUUGGGUCGAUGAAGGAUAAGAAUGUGAGGGGGGAGUUGGAGAUGGUAGUGAAGCAAGCUAAGAAAUUGGCUGUUUCGUAUAGUAGGAUUCAGCUGGGGAAUCCAGAUAUGUUUCCAAAUUGGGAUACGAAUAAGUCAAUUGUUUCUCCUUUGCUGCCUCUGGUUUUUUCCGAGGUAGGAAGUAAUAUUGAUGGCUUUGGAGGGAGUAUUGAGGCAGUUUCAUCUCCCCCAGGGUUUUUGGAGGAGUUUUUCCUUGGUGGGGAUUAUGAUUCCUUGGAAUCAAUUUUGAAGAAGUUGUAUGAGGAUUUGAGAGGAAGUAUGCUGAAGGUUUCGGCUUUGGGGAACUUUCAGCAGCCACUCAGGGCCUUGUUGUUACUGUUGCAUUAUCCUGUGGGAGCCAAGGCACUAGUGAAUCAUCCAUGGUGGAUUCCGAAGAGCGUGUAUCUGAAUGGGAGAGUAAUCGAGAUGACUAGCAUUUUGGGUCCUUUUUUCCAUGUUAGUGCAUUGCCCGAUCAUGCUCUCUUCAAGAGUGAGCCUGAUGUUGGCCAGCAGUGCUUCUCAGAAGAAUCAACUCGUCGUCCAGCUGAUCUUUUGUCUUCCUUCACAACUAUUAAAACAGUCAUGAACAACUUAUAUGAUGGCCUGGCGGAAGUUCUUAUGUGCCUCCUUAAGAAUACAAGCACUCGUGAGAAUGUUCUCGAGUACCUUGCAGAGGUCAUCAACAGAAACUCUUCACGCGCUCAUUUGCAGGUUGAUCCACUAUCUAGUGCCAGUUCUGGCAUGUUUGUAAACUUGAGUGCCAGUAUGCUUCGUCUCUGUGAGCCAUUCUUGGAUGCAAAUAUGUCGAAAAGGGAUAAAGUUGAUCCUAAAUACAUAUUUGACAGUAAUCGUUUGGAAUUGAGAGGACUGACUGCUCUACAUGCAUCAUCUGAAGAAGUCACUGACUGGAUAAACAGAAUUAAUCCUGGGAAAGUUGACGUCUCUGCAAAUAAUAGUGAUAUUGAAAAUCGAUUACUAAAAUCACAGGAAGCUACUAGUUCUGGCAGUAAAGCAAAUGAGGUUUCUUUGCUUCAUAGUAAUAGAGCAAUGUCAAGUUGUAGCCAGAAAGACAAAUACCCUUUUAUUUGUGAAUGCUUCUUCAUGACUGCCAGGGUGCUUAACUUGGGGUUGCUAAAAGCUUUUUCAGACUUCAAAAAUCUUGUUCAGGACAUUUCACGAUGUGAAGAUACUUUAUCCACUUUCAAAGCCAUGGUAGGGCAAGCACCAUCUCCGCAAUUGCAACAGGAUAUAUCACGUCUUGAGAAAGAAAUUGAGCUGUAUUCACAAGAGAAAUUAUGCUAUGAAGCGCAGAUACUGAGAGAUGGAGGGCUUCUUGAGCGGGCAUUGUCUUACUACCGUUUAAUGGUGGUUUGGUUAGUUAGCCUAGUAGGUGGUUUUAAAAUGCCUCUAUCACCAACUUGCCCAAUGGAAUUUGCUUGUAUGCCAGAGCACUUUGUGGAGGACACCAUGGAGUUGCUUAUUUUUGCCUCUAGAAUUCCUAGAGCUUUGGACGGGAUUAUGCUUGAUGAUUUUAUGAACUUCAUCAUUAUGUUCAUGGCUAGUCCAGAAUACGUAAGAAAUCCUUAUCUAAGAGCGAAGAUGGUUGAAGUCCUCAAUUGCUGGAUGCCCAGAAGGAGCGGCUCAACAGCCACAUCAACUCUGUUUGAAGGACAUCAACUGUCCCUAGAAUACCUCGUGAGGAAUCUUCUGAAGCUUUAUGUUGACAUUGAGUUCACUGGUUCCCACACUCAGUUCUAUGACAAGUUUAAUAUACGCCACAACAUUGCCGAACUACUUGAAUAUCUAUGGCAGGUUCCAAGUCACCGUAACGUUUGGAGACAGAUAGCUAGGGAGGAGGAGAAGGGUGUCUAUUUGAACUUCUUAAACUUUUUGAUCAACGAUAGCAUUUAUCUCCUUGACGAAAGUCUGAACAAAAUACUUGAACUCAAAGAACUGGAAGCUGAGAUGUCUAAUACUGUGGAAUGGGAACAAAGAUCUCAGCAAGAGAGGCAGGAGAGAACUCGGCUUUUCCAUUCCCAAGAGAAUAUUAUAAAGAUUGAUAUGAAAUUGGCAAAUGAAGAUGUUAGUUUGCUGGCAUUUACUUCCGAACAGAUUACAGCUCCCCUUCUACUGCCGGAGAUGGUUGAAAGAGUAGCCAGUAUGCUAAACUAUUUUCUAUUACAACUGGUGGGGCCCCAAAGAAAAUCUCUUAGCUUGAAAGACCCUGAAAAGUAUGAGUUUCGACCAAAACAAUUGCUAAAGCAGAUUGUAAACAUAUAUGUGAACUUGGCUAGAGGAGAUAAGGAAAACAUCUUCCCAGGUGCGAUCAUAAGAGAUGGUCGAUCAUACAACGAACUGCUAUUUGGUGCUGCAGCAGAUGUCCUCAGGAGAAUUGGGGAAGAUGUAAGGAUCAUUCAAGAGUUUAUCGAUCUCGGUGCAAAAACUAAAGUUGCAGCUUCAGUGGCCAUGGAUGCCGAGGCUGUUCUUGGAGAUAUACCAGAUGAAUUCCUGGACCCAAUUCAAUAUACUUUAAUGAAGGAUCCUGUCAUGUUACCUUCGUCAAAGGUCACACUCGACCGAUCCGUUAUUCAUAGGCAUCUUCUAAGUGAUAGUACUGACCCCUUUAACCGUUCUCAUCUCACGGUUGACAUGUUGAUUCCAAACACGGAGUUGAAGGCAGCUAUUGAAGAAUUCAUUAGGUCACAAGAGGUGAAGCACAGUGCGGAUAACUCGAAUAUGCAAAGUAGCAAAGACACAAUAAAGACGACGAAUACAACUUCUUUAAUUGACUAG
This is a messenger RNA of Fraxinus pennsylvanica, 3117 nucleotides long. Lineage: Eukaryota; Viridiplantae; Streptophyta; Magnoliopsida; Lamiales; Oleaceae. The record is from the annotation of a GenBank genome assembly.